UACAGGUACCGUCCGCGGAGGCUCCGUGUAUCCAAAUUCCACCAUGGUAUACUUUAUCAUAUUAAAAUCCUAUCGCCUAGUUUCGGUGAACCGAGGCUUACAAAUUGGGUUCUUGUCGCAUCCCACAUAGGCAGAUAAAUUUACAUGGUUUUCAGUUGGGGCAUUACUGAUCCUCCCACAAUACGUUGGGAGGAGGUACCAUUAUCCCGGGCGUGGAGCAAUAUGAGAUCAUAUGGGAUGUGGUUUAGCUUCCAUUGAUUGAUGCCGUCUGUUUCUUUGUCCAAUAAUUGAAGCUUCCUCGGACCCGGCCACUUGCGCCGGGGCACCUUGCCUAGGCAAGGCGGAUAGGUUUGUAAUCAAAAACCGACUCAUGUAUUAGUCGUGGGUAAAAGUAUAAAUACGUUUGUCCGACGGUCGCUGUUUAGAUCCUAAUUUAGACGGGUAAGCAAACGAGAAAGUGAAACAAUUGCAUCAUCCAUCCAUCGAAGCUCCCCCUCCUCCUUCGCAUCCCCGCCCCCACUAUACCGAAUCGAAGAAUCGCGACAAAGAAAGUAAUAAGUCACGAUGAAGGCUCUUGCGAUUGUCGAAAAGGGCAGGGCCGAGAUUAGGGAGGUCCCGAUUCCAAAAGUAAUCGACGGGUUUGUGCUUGUCAAAGUCAAGGCUGUUGGCAUCAACCCGACCGAUUGGAAGGGCAUCGAAACCCGUACUGUGCCUAGCGGCGUCCAAAUAGGGCUAGACUAUGCCGGAGUUGUCGAAGAGGUCGGCAAUGGAGUGACGAAUUUUAAGAAGGGCGAUCGCAUAGCUGGUGCUAUCUUCGGCUUAAAUGAGCUCCAUCCCGAUUGGGGUGCCUAUGCUGAGUACUUGAUCGCUAAAGCCGACGUGCAAACCAAAAUCCCCGACAACGUCACCGACGCGCAGGCAGCUACUCUCGGUGUUUCUCUGUUGACAGUGGCUCAAGGUCUCUACAAAGUUCUUAAGCUCCCAUGGCCCACCACGCCUGCCAAGGAGCCCUUUCCCAUUUUCAUCUACGCAGGUAGCGCCGCAACAGGUGUCUACGGGAUCCAGUACGCAAAGUUAUCGGGUCUGACUGUAAUUACGACCUCGUCGCCGCACAACUUUGACUACUUAAAGUCGCUCGGCGCAGAUGCCGUCUUCGACUACAAGUCGCCGACAGUCGCAGCCGAUAUCAAGGCACUUACCGGCAACAAAUUGAAGUACGCAUGGGACUGCACGGGUGAUGGUGGGGCUAUCGUCGCUAAUGCUCUAACGGAUGCUGAGGAGAGCCAUUACGCGACUAUUAUGCCGGUGGAUAAGGAUCUUGUCCAUGGUAUUAACCCCAAGGUCGACGGCCCCCACGCGCAUCUAGGAUAUAACACAUUUGGCGAGGCGUACAAGUGGUUCGGUAAUGAUGGAAAGUGGGGGAGUAGUCUUGUUACUCCUGACCCUGAGGAGCAUGAUAACCUUGCGCGCUUCCAUCAAUUGACCUACGAUUUGUUGAAGAGCGGGGCGAUUAAGCCCAUUCGCACAGUCGAGAACCGUGGUGGCCCAGGUCUUGAGGGCGUGUUGACGGGGUUGAAGGAGUUGAAAGCUGGGAAGGUUAGUGGUGAGAAGCUUGUGUAUACCUUGUGAGGGAAAGAAAUGUAUUACUUCUCUAGGUACGGAGAACCGUAUCCGAUCUGGUGAAGUUCGUUUUAAAGUAAUAUAAUACUCAUCUCAUACUUGAUUUUUUUUUCU
Messenger RNA from Hypoxylon trugodes, 1734 nucleotides. RefSeq names its product alcohol dehydrogenase. Gene Ontology annotation, molecular function: oxidoreductase activity, acting on NAD(P)H. Bases 565 to 1629 code for a protein of 354 amino acids. The record is from RefSeq and is a predicted model, not a curated record. The transcript has 3 exons. NCBI's taxonomy places the organism in Eukaryota, Fungi, Ascomycota, Sordariomycetes, Xylariales, Hypoxylaceae.